CAGAACACUCGCAAUGUUCUCUUACAAAAUAGCCAACUGUGAAAUUUCGGGUAUACUCGGUCAAAUAUUGCGAGAUCCGAAUUGAAAUUUCGAAUAAAUUAAUUUAAAUUGUUAAGACUUGUUAAAUUGUUAAAACAUUGACUUCUUUUGUUCCUGUUUUCGCAUCGACGAUCAAAUAAAUAAUGUGGCUGUGAUAUCUCGAAGACGUGUCAAUAUUAAAUUGUUUUUCUGGAUUACAAAGAUACAGUUUACACGCACAUAAAAAAGGCUGAAUAAUAUUGUUCGUAAAAAAAUAAUACAUAAUCGAGAUCGCAAAACGACUUCAUAUCGAGUAAAACGACACUUGCGAUUAUGGGUACCUGGCAUCACGGUCUGCAAGAUGUUCUUAUGGAAUCUGUUACAAAAGAUUCGACAGAGAAAAUACAACCUGAAGUGACUAAUCAUCUUGCUGACAUCAAUCAACACUUUUAUGAAUAUUUGAUUUUAUGUGAGCACACCCCUAACAUGGUAGAGAACGAAAAUCUGGGACAAGUACAAGUUUUGCUAAAACCGCUACAGAUGGAAUUGACAAAAUCUAUGACGAGUGUUCCAAAAGAAGAUACAAGAUUGUUAAUGCAGUGUAAAGGGAGAAGCCAAGCGGCAAUAAAAAAAAUUAGGGCAAUACAAAAAAUUGUACACGGUAAAAAUCAAAAAGAUAUUGGGCAGUGCUGUUACGGUGAAUUUAUUAGAAGGAUACAUUAAAGAAAGUGACUAAUAAUGGACAAGAAUUAUCUGAUAGAAAAGUCUUCUUAGUCGAUGAGUUACUAAUAUUUUGUAAACCAAUGAAAAUAGAUGUUAUAUUUACGUAUUUUGAUGAAAAAAAUUUUACUUACCAAGAUAAAUUUCAAUUGGAAGAGAAACUUUUUAUUAGCAAAG
Messenger RNA from Camponotus floridanus (Florida carpenter ant), 915 nucleotides. RefSeq lists its product as uncharacterized. The transcript is spliced from 4 exons. The record is from RefSeq and is a predicted model, not a curated record. The coding region runs from base 352 to 741 and encodes 129 amino acids. NCBI's taxonomy places the organism in Eukaryota, Metazoa, Arthropoda, Insecta, Hymenoptera, Formicidae.